AUUAGACACGCAUAUACUCCUACAUACAGACAGACACAGGGAAGAGAACAAAAUAAUACGGUCUAAAAAAGAGACACCCCAACCGUGUUCUUCCCCUCGACUCAACAAAACCAAUUCUAGGGUUUCCUCCCUCUACAACACUCUCCCCCUCCUUUCUCUCUCUACGACCACAGACUAUCACUGGUCGUGAUUCUCUGGUCCUUGAUUACGAUAAUAUAUUCCAUUUGAUUAAUCAACAUCAGAUUCCAGGGUGAAAAAGUUCAAAACGGAUCCUAGGGUUUGUUAUUUGGGGGGGGUUUUGUGAUUAACGAGCUGAUACGUCGAAAAAGCUUCGAUUUUUCCGAUCGAAUUCGCGGAUUAGGGUUUGUAACCGAUGACAGGGCAUUGCGGAUCGGGGAUCGCUUGAUCGCCGCCCCGUACGCCGCCGUUUUGAAAGGUGGGGUUUAUCCUUUGUAUGGAAACUCGCAGCCGUAAGCGGGCGGAGGCCACCUCAUCAGCAUCCUCUGGUCCCACCACCCGUAGCAACAAGCGCUCUCGUCUCUCCUCCUCCACCUCAACCACCACCGCCACCACCACCCCAAACGCCGCCGUCUUAACUCGCUCACGCGUCACUCGGUCCCAAGACUCGUCCACUCCUCCGAUGGACUUAGCGAUGAACGAGUCGUCCGGCUCUGGCUCGCGCCGACGUGGCAAGAAUUCGGAUAAGGAUGAUAAAGGAAAAGAAAAAGAGCACGAAGUUAGGGUUAGGGAUAGAGAGAGAGAAGUAGCAGCAGCGGCAGCGGCGGCAGCCGAGAGAGCCCUAGGGCUGAACAUCGACGGUCCCGGCCCCGCCGCCUCCGAUGACGAGGACAACGACGACGGCAGCGAGGGCGGCGGCAACGGCGGAGGCGGCGUCGGGAUCCUCCACCAGAACCUCACGUCGGCCAGCAGCGCACUCCAGGGGCUUUUACGUAAAUUAGGCGCUGGGCUCGACGACUUGCUGCCCUCAUCGGGGAUAGCUUCGGCAUCGUCGUCGUCACACCAGAACGGGCGGCUGAAGAAGAUUUUGUCGGGGCUGAGGGCGGACGGGGAGGAGGGGAAGCAGGUCGAGGCGUUGACACAGCUGUGUGAGAUGCUGUCGAUCGGUACAGAGGAGUCGUUGAGUACAUUUUCGGUGGAUUCGUUUGUGCCGGUGCUGGUGGGUUUGCUGAACCAUGAGAGCAAUCCUGAUAUCAUGCUGCUUGCGGCGAGGGCGCUGACGCACUUGUGCGAUGUGCUGCCGUCAUCUUGCGCCGCGGUGGUGCAUUACGGUGCGGUUUCGUGCUUUGUUGCAAGGUUGCUGACGAUUGAGUACAUGGACUUGGCUGAACAGUCCCUUCAAGCUCUGAAGAAGAUAUCUCUGGAACACCCAACUGCUUGUUUGAGAGCAGGUGCACUCAUGGCAGUCCUUUCGUAUCUGGACUUUUUCUCCACGGGAGUACAGCGAGUUGCUUUGUCUACUGCGGCAAAUAUGUGCAAGAAACUUCCUUCGGAUGCUGCUGACUUUGUAAUGGAAGCUGUUCCUUUGUUGACAAACCUCCUUCAGUAUCACGAUGCCAAGGUGUUAGAGCAUGCUUCUGUCUGCUUGACUCGAAUUGCUGAAGCAUUUGCAUCUUCCCCGGGUAAGCUGGAUGAAUUGUGUAAUCAUGGACUGGUUACGCAAGCUGCCUCGCUCAUUUCCACAAGCAAUUCUGGAGGUGGUCAGGCUUCUCUUAGCACACCCACAUACACGGGUUUAAUCCGACUGCUUUCCACAUGCGCAAGUGGAUCUCCUCUAGGAUCCAAAACUUUGCUACUCCUUGGCAUCAGUGGUAUUCUUAAGGAUAUACUAUCAGGGUCUGGCCUAGUUGCUAGCAUCUCUGUUUCAGCUGCCUUGAGCAGACCCCCAGAGCAGAUUUUUGAGAUUGUGAACCUCGCAAAUGAGCUUCUUCCGCCAUUGCCACAAGGUACCAUAUCCCUCCCUGCCAGCAGUAAUCUAUUUGUUAAAGGAUCUCUUGUGAAGAAGUCACCUGCCAGCAGUUCUGGCAAACCAGAGGAUUCAAAUGAAAGUGUAACCGAGAUUUCAGCUCGAGAGAAGUUAUUAAAUGACCAGCCUGAACUUCUUCAGCAAUUUGGAGUGGAUCUUCUUCCAGUGCUAAUUCAGAUAUAUGGAUCCAGCGUGAAUGGUCCCGUGCGACACAAAUGUCUUUCGGUUAUUGGGAAAUUGAUGUACUUCAGCAGUGCAGAUAUGAUCCAGACUCUAAUAAAUGCGACAAACAUAUCGAGUUUUUUGGCUGGGGUUUUAGCAUGGAAAGAUCCACAAGUUUUGGUUCCUGCUCUUCAAAUAGCAGAGAUUCUAAUGGAAAAACUCCCGGGUACAUUCUCCAAGAUGUUUGUGAGGGAAGGUGUGGUUCAUGCUGUAGAUGCACUUAUUGUAUCUGGGCCUUCUAAUACUGCUCAAUCCCAACCAUCUUCCACUGAGAAGGAUAAUGAUUCUAUAACUGGGACAUCAUCCUCACGUAGACGGUAUCGGCGACGAAGUGGCAACUCAAACACAGAUUUACACACUACUGAAGAUUCAAAAAGUCCAAUUCCUAUUGUUGGUUCACCUCCGAGCUCAGUGGAAAUUACGCCUGCCAACUCAAGUCUUCGUAUGGCAGUCAGUGGUUUUGCCAAGGUUUUCAAAGACAAAUACUUCCCUUCAGAUCCAGGGGCCACUGAAGUUGGAGUUACAGAUGAUCUUAUACAUUUAAAGAAUCUCUGCAUGAAGUUGAAUGGUAGCGUUGACGACCAGAAGACUAAGUCGAAGGGGAAGUCUAAAGCUUCUGGGUCACGCUUUGCUGAUUUUUCUGUGAGUAAAGAGGAGAACUUAGUUGGGGCGAUUUCUGAGAUGCUUGCGGAACUAAGCAAAGGGGAUGGUGUCUCCACUUUUGAGUUCAUUGGUAGUGGAGUGGUUGCCGCUUUACUGAACUACUUUUCCUGUGGAUACUUUUCCAAGGAAAAAAUUUCAGAAGCUAACCUUCCCAAGCUCCGCCAACAAGCAAUCAAAAGGUACAAGUCUUUCAUUGCAGUGGCUCUCCCUUCCACUAUUGAUGAAGGUAAUGUGGCUCCUAUGGGUGUCUUGGUUCAGAAGCUUCAAAAUUCUUUGUCCUCCUUAGAGCGCUUUCCUGUUGUGUUGAGCCAUACUUCUCGACCAUCAAGCGGAAGUGCACGUCUCUCUUCUGGUCUUAGUGCAUUGUCCCAGCCAUUUAAGUUGCGGCUCUGUAGAGGCCAAGGAGAAAAAUCCCUUCGUGAUUAUUCUUCCAAUGUUGUUUUAAUUGAUCCGUUGGCAAGUUUAGCAGCUGUAGAAGACUUCCUCUGGCCUCGAGUCCAAAGAAGUGACUCUGGACAGAAGCCCUCUGGAUCUGCCGCUAAUUCUGAGUCUGGGACCACACCUACUGGAGCUGGUGUUUCAUCACCAUCCACUUCUACUCCUGCUUCCACCACUCGUCGCCAUUCUACUAGAUCCAGAUCAUCUGUUAAUAUUGGAGAUACAGCCAAAAAGGAGUUGUCACAAGAGAAAAGUGCUAGCUCAUCAAAGGGUAAGGGCAAGGCUGUUUUAAAGCCUGCUCAGGAGGAGGCAAGGGGACCUCAAACAAGAAAUGCCCGAAGAAGAGCAGCUUUGGAAAAAGAUGCUCAAAUGAAGCCUGUAAACGGAGACUCAAGUUCUGAGGAUGAGGAGCUGGAUAUUUCACCUGUUGAGAUUGAUGAUGCAUUGGUGAUUGAAGAUGAUGAUAUAUCGGAUGAAGAUGACGAUGAACAUGAUGAUGUACUUGGAGAUGAUUCUCUUCCCGUAUGCAUGCCAGACAGAGUACAUGAUGUUAAAUUGGGUGAUUCAACUGAGGAUGGUCCUGUUGCCCCUGCAGCAAGUGAUAGCCACACCAAUCCAGCUUCUGGUUCUAGUAGCAGAGCUGCUACAGCAAGGGGCUCAGACUCUACUGACUUCAGGAGUGGCAACUCCAUUGGUUCAAGGGGUGCCAUGUCAUUUGCCGCAGCUGCCAUGGCUGGGCUUGCAUCUGCAAAUGGUAGAGGUUUCAGGGGAGGCAGAGAUCGGCAUGGGCGCCCUCUAUUUGGUUCCAAUGAUCCUCCUAGACUAAUUUUUUCUGCAGGUGGGAAGCAACUUAAUAGGCACCUGACUAUCUAUCAGGCUAUCCAAAGGCAGCUUGUGCUAGACGAAGAUGAUGAGGAGAGAUAUACAGGCAAUGAUCUUGUAUCUAGCGAAGGAAGUAGGUUGUGGGGUGAUGUUUAUACCAUAACCUAUCAAAGGGCAGACACCCAGACAGGACCUGCGUCAAAUGCAGCCGGAGCAUUGAAUGCUACAACGACCUCUAAAUCUACGAAGGUGGGGUCUGGGUCAAAUUCUAACACUGCGGAUUCAUCUUUGCAAAGGACGUCGCUUCUUGAUAGUAUUUUACAGGGGGAGCUUCCUUGUGAUCUGGAAAAAAGUAAUUCUACUUACAAUAUAUUAGCUCUGUUACGCGUAUUAGAUGGUUUGAAUCAGCUUGCUCCCCGAUUGAGAGUCCAGGCUGUGACGGACAGUUUUGCUGAAGGAACAAUUUUGAGUCUGGAUGAGAUUACUGCUACCGGCAUUAGGGUUUCUCCUGAGGAGUUUAUAAACAGCAAGCUAACUCCGAAAUUGGCAAGACAAAUACAGGAUGCCCUAGCGCUCUGCAGUGGGAGUCUUCCCUCAUGGUGUUACCAGUUGACAAAAGCAUGUCCUUUUUUGUUUCCUUUUGAGACAAGGAGGCAGUACUUUUAUUCUACUGCUUUUGGUCUAUCGAGGGCUCUAUCUAGGCUUCACCAGCAACAGGGUGUUGAUGGUCACGGAUCGACCAAUGAAAGAGAAGUUAGAGUUGGGAGAUUACAACGCCAGAAAGUGCGCGUCUCUCGUAACCGAAUUCUGGAUUCCGCUGCGAAAGUGAUGGAGAUGUAUUCAAGCCAAAAGGCUGUUCUUGAAGUGGAAUAUUUUGGUGAAGUUGGAACUGGGUUGGGUCCUACGUUGGAGUUCUACACUCUUCUAAGUCAUGAUUUGCAAAAAGUUGGACUUGCAAUGUGGAGGUCAAAUUCUUCACCUGAUAGGACUUCAAUGGAAGUUGAUGGAGUUGAACAAAGAAAUGUGAUGUCCGUUAGUGAUCUUGUCCAAGCUCCUCUCGGAUUGUUCCCUCGUCCUUGGCCAGCUAAUGCUGAUGCUUGCGAGGGUAGCCAAUUUUCCAAAGUUGUUGAAUAUUUUCGGCUUGUUGGGCGGGUGAUGGCCAAAGCUCUUCAAGAUGGGCGACUUUUGGACCUCCCAAUGUCCACUGCAUUUUAUAAACUUGUUCUUGGUCAGGAGCUUGAUUUGCAUGACAUUCUUUCCUUUGAUGCUGAACUUGGGAGGACUCUGCAAGAAUUGCAAGCAAUUAUUGCCCGGAAAAAGUAUAUUGAAUCAAUGGGUAGUCAGAGUUGUGAACAAAUUUCUGAUUUACGUUUUCGUGGGGCGUCAAUAGAAGAUCUCUGUUUCGAUUUCACGCUCCCUGGGCAUCCAGAUUACGCGCUGAAACCAGGCGAAGAGAAUGUGGAUAUCAAUAACUUGGAGGAGUACAUAUCCUUGGUGGCUGAUGCUACUGUCAAGACAGGAAUUCUGAGGCAAAUGGAAGCAUUUAGGACCGGGUUUAAUCAAGUCUUUGACAUCACGACUCUUCAAAUAUUUUCUCCUCAUGAAUUGGACUAUCUUCUGUGCGGCCGUAGAGAGCUGUGGGAGGCUGAGACACUUGUAGAUCACAUCAAAUUUGAUCAUGGAUACACCGCCAGGAGCCCUGCAAUUGUUAAUUUGCUUGAGAUCAUGGGAGAAUUUACCCCAGAGCAGCAGCGAGCUUUUUGUCAGUUCGUUACUGGUGCACCUCGGCUUCCACCUGGAGGUCUGGCAGUGCUGAACCCAAAGUUGACAAUUGUGAGAAAGCAUUCUUCAACAACUAGUAAUAUAAUGGCCAACGGGACCGGAUUAUCAGAAUCAGCCGAUGAUGACUUGCCGAGUGUAAUGACAUGCGCUAAUUACCUCAAGCUUCCUCCCUACUCUACCAAGGAAAUUAUGUUCAAGAAACUACUCUAUGCAAUAAGUGAAGGGCAGGGAUCUUUUGAUUUGUCAUGAGUUCUCAAAGUAACCAAUGAAUUUGUGCAUAUCACAUCGGAAGAUUGUCGGGUUCGUUUCUCAAUCGGGCAAUUUCAGUGUUGGAAGUAGCUUCUUUUCAUGCUCAAAUAUCUCCCUUUUUUUUUUGGUGCUUUUCUUCUCAAUGGCGGCACUUCUGAGGUUAGUGCUUCUGUGCACGUUAGAUCAUGGGUGGGGUUAGCUGCCAGGGUCUUCGUCCAACAGUUUCAUUGCACCAUGAAUGUUUAUUUUGUUUUGGAUAGAGCUUUAUUGGGUGUUCUUUAUUCAGGGCUAUUCAGGGCGAAUGAUCUAGAAGCUUCUCCGAGGAAUGGAAUUUUGAGGCUAUUUUCUUCUGCUGCAAGUGCAUGUAAAUAAAUAGGAAUUUCUGAUGAUUCUCCUCUUAUUUCUACUUGCAACUCUCUUGAGUAUAUUCAUGUGCGGGCAUGCAUUCGGCCCGCCUUUUCUGCUUAUAAAUUUAAUUGGUGCAUCUUUUGCUGGAUAUUUUUUCCCCAGAAUGAAUAAGCUAGUGGUAGAAAGUAAAGAAGGUAAACGAUUUAUAGGUUUUUUUUGGUAUGGUGCCUAUUGAUACCAACUCAUUUCUCAC
Rhododendron vialii is the source of this 6761-nucleotide messenger RNA. Its product is annotated as E3 ubiquitin-protein ligase UPL3. NCBI's taxonomy places the organism in Eukaryota, Viridiplantae, Streptophyta, Magnoliopsida, Ericales, Ericaceae. Gene Ontology annotation, biological process: proteasome-mediated ubiquitin-dependent protein catabolic process; protein polyubiquitination. The record is from RefSeq and is a predicted model, not a curated record. Gene Ontology annotation, molecular function: ubiquitin protein ligase activity; protein binding. The transcript is spliced from 18 exons. Bases 455 to 6160 code for a protein of 1901 amino acids.